AUGAAAUUUAUCAAAGUUUUGCCGCUGGGGAGGUCGGUCGCACGGUGCAGUAAUUUUGAAAUUACUGCUUGGUGUUCACCACUUCUGGAGUCGUAUCUUGAAAGUGUCUUAGAUUAUGUGGAUAGCAAUCUUCCACUGCCAAAUCGAGAGACUGGGGACAAUGAUGAAGUCGUUCUUGACGAUAAAAGUUUUGAAGAAUGUGGUCUCGUUUACACUAUAGGAGAUGUUACGAAGCCAAAAUUGAAAUCUGAUGACAACUCGGACCACGCAGUUAUUGCUCAUGUUGUUGACGACAGCGGAAAGUUUGGCCACGGUGGAGUCUUUGACGCUUUGCGUGCCAAGAGUGGUGAUGUCCCAAGUGUUUAUGAAAUGGCAGGGCGUAUGGAUAAUUUGCAUGUUGGUUAUGCAUUGCUAGUUGAAGAUGUUGGCAAAUUUGAAUUAGGGCACAAUGGCAGCAGCAGCUCUGAAGCUUCGUAUCAAAAAACAGUUGUGCCUGUUCGUGAUGAUGGUCCUUGUACCUCUAAGACUUCCAUUGAAGGAAGAGAAUCUGUUGUCUUGCUUGUUGCACAAAGUGAACGACAUCGAGAUCGAAUUUCGCAAGAAGCAUUGGGCGAGUGUUUUUCCCGUCUUGCAGCAUAUGCGGAACAAAAGGGAAAAACCAGUGUUCAUUUACCUCGUAUAGGUUAUGGUGUGCGUAACAUUCAGUGGUACGUAAUUGAAAGAUUAAUUAGAAAACACCUUACGGCGAAGGGAAUCCCUACAUACGUCUAUUACUUUCAAAGAAGGUCGACUUUGCAAAGUGACGGCUCAACGAUGAAGAGGAAGGAACCUCAUUCGUCUCACUCUGUUUUGAGUUAUAAUAGGCGAUCGAAAACUGUGACUAUGACCUCGAAAGACCAGAAUGACGAUGGUACUGAUGAAAGUGAGAAGUCGUUUACAGACGGAGAGACUACUGAAGUGGAAAGUGAGGAAGUCGUAUAUAUGGAUUCUUCAUCAGAUGAAGGCGUUUCAAAACGCAAACGUUUAACAGAUUAUGCUCGAGAAGAUAUCAGGUUUUCGUUCCAAGAUGUGGUUUUUUCUUUACAUAUGUUGAAUUCCGCUCAACGUUCACGAUACGAAGAUAUUAUCCAAAAUUAUGGAGGCAUUUUAAACGAUGAAACUAAUGAUUUUUCAAAGGUGAAAUACGUCUUGGUGGAUUCUCAAAUAUCCCAAGAAGAACUUAUACAGCUGCGGGAUACACUGCCAGAAUCCUGUUAUAUUGUAAAAAAGAAUUUUGUUGAUGAAUGUUUAGAUGUUGGAGGAUUGGUAGAUUACAGGGAUUUCAUGUUGUAA
This is a messenger RNA of Enterobius vermicularis (human pinworm), 1332 nucleotides long. NCBI's taxonomy places the organism in Eukaryota, Metazoa, Nematoda, Chromadorea, Rhabditida, Oxyuridae. The record is from the annotation of a GenBank genome assembly.